AUGAAUGACCACACGUCGAUCAAUAGCAAGGGCCUGAGGACCAUCCUUCUGGAGAAGUUCCACCAUAGGUUUUCGCAUUCGAGAUCUCAUGAGGAGACAGCAGUAGCUGAGUCGCAAGAACAAGAACGUGAACGUGAACAUGAACAUGAACAAGCUGGAAGUAAGCAGCAGCAACAGAAUCGAAGGUCGUCGACGCCCUCGCCUGCAUCAGAGGACGGUGAUGUCGAAAUGGACAUUAAUAACGACGAGUAUCUGAUAGACAUAUCCACGGAAAAAUCUAGCAUCGAAUAUGGACAGUGUUUCAGCGAGACUGACGAACGGAAAACAGGGCCUGCUCCAUUGACUUUGAAUACGGACGCUAAUACGUGGUACGCUCCAGAAAAUAGAGUGUGCACUCCGGUCAUGACCCCGGUUAACCAGUCUGGACCGGCCCAGUUCUACUCAAAACGUCACGAUAGCAUGUCCUCGCUCGCUAGCUCGGUUUCAGAAUUCGGGUACGCGAACAUGAGACCGCAAUCAGCAGCUAGUAACUGUGGCGGUGGCGCCUUCAAUGCUUCUUUCACACCGCGUUUUGUGUCGUUGCUCUCGGAAGUAUACGUUCAAGUGUGCUCCGACCCAACCAUCACCCCUUUUGAUAGCAACAAUCCACCCUCGGGGAUCCUGCAUAGGGUCUCGAAAAUCGCAGUGGAAAAAGCAGACGCAGAGCAUAUCGAUAUUGGGAUCGAAAGAAACUCUUGGCUCCUGACCUUGGUCAGACAGAGACUACUCAUGGAGGCAAGAAAGGAUAGCUAUCUCUCGAGAAAUAGCUCCAUUAUAUCGCUUCCUCCAGUACCUCAGUUCGGAAUUGAGAACAUAUCAGCACCAUUUGGUAAUUCUCAACUUCAACAGCAGCAGCAGCAGCAGGACUACUUCAAUUGUAGCAGUUCAGGGGAUGGAUCUGUUUUCACGAAUAACAACAACUACUAUAUGGGAAUAAACUCCUCCCUAGACUCAAGGCCCUCUUCUCAAUCCUACGGAUCAAGUAACCAACAACUGCAGCAGCCAAUACAAAUGUCACAGGCAACUAACCAAUUGCCUCCACAACACCCUAAAUCCCUAGUCAGAUCUAGGAAUAACAGUUUCUUGACUGCUGCAAGUCGGUCCAGAAGCAACUCUUUCAAAGUACACCCCCAGCUUUCAAAUACCAUGGGUUCUGUUCAAUCGUCUUCUAUGCCAAAAUUAUCCAGAUCGAGGUCCACUAGCAAUGCACACUUUGUAUUAACCCCAACAAAUUCAAUUCCGUCUCAACCUUCUUUUCUUUCCCAAUCAACUUCUGCUGUAAAUACAGUCCUGAGCGCGAUUCCAACUAACAACAAUACCACUGCUGCUGGUCAACAAGUGGAUGAACGUAACGCAAGAUUACCCACACAUGUGGAGAACUGA
This is a messenger RNA of Kluyveromyces marxianus DMKU3-1042, 1422 nucleotides long. It is a transcript of the gene CIP1, whose product is annotated as Cip1p. Bases 1 to 1422 code for a protein of 473 amino acids. Lineage: Eukaryota; Fungi; Ascomycota; Saccharomycetes; Saccharomycetales; Saccharomycetaceae. The transcript has a single exon. The record is from RefSeq and is a predicted model, not a curated record.